Messenger RNA from Penicillium verhagenii, 1158 nucleotides. Its product is annotated as mitochondrial 37S ribosomal protein mS35. Lineage: Eukaryota; Fungi; Ascomycota; Eurotiomycetes; Eurotiales; Aspergillaceae. Gene Ontology annotation, molecular function: structural constituent of ribosome. The transcript has 2 exons. Gene Ontology annotation, cellular component: mitochondrial small ribosomal subunit. Bases 1 to 1158 code for a protein of 385 amino acids. Gene Ontology annotation, biological process: mitochondrial translation. The record is from RefSeq and is a predicted model, not a curated record.
AUGGCUUCAGCUACACGAUCACUGGUACGGUCCACUCGAUUCCUGUCCCAAAGAGGCUCAGGAUGGAUCUCCACACGCCAAUUCUCGGUUUCUCCAUAUAGAUCUGUCUCCGAAGACCCAGUGAUCCCUCCUCCGCCGAAGGACUUGAAGCCAGAAGACUACCCGCCAAUGCCCGAGUACUCCCCCGAAAACCUCACCAAGGAAGACCGCUCUAUGUAUGACAUGAUGUCUCCAGAGGAGCGCGCGGCUUUUGACGCCGAAAACCGUCGCCUUGUUGCCGACUACAACGAUGUCGGCAAGCGUACCGCGGCAUUUGCGGCGCUGGAGAAGAAGGUCAACCAAAUUGAUAAGGAGGAGGACAUAAGAUUUGAGGAUAUCCGAGCCAAAGCGCGUGGAUUCUGGGCCGAGGACGAAGACGACGAAUUGGCCCUAGUUGAAGACGGUGACGAGGAAAUCAACGAUGAUGAAAUUACUUCUAUGGCUCAUGCCGAAAUGGAGGUGCACCGUGAAAUGAGAGAAUACGCUCGCAUUGCGGCAUGGGACAUGCCAAUGCUAACCAAACUCGCAAGCCCCUUCACCCUGCCCCCUCAAAACCACAUCCUCCGCUUUCGCUACACUACCUACAUGGGUGAACAGCACCCUGCUGAACCCAAGGUUGUUGUCGAACUCGCUUCCAAGGACUUGACACCUAAUCACCUGACCGAAGCCCAGCGCCAAACCUUCCUCAAGCUGGCCGGUACCCGCUACAACCCCCAAACCGACAUUGUGCGCAUGUCAUCCGAACAAUUCGGCUCACGUGCCCAGAACAAGCGUUAUCUUGCCGAUCUCGUGAACUCUCUCAUUAAGGAGGCCAAGACUGGUGAUUCUUUUGCCGAUAUCCCUCUCGAUCUCCGUCACCACAAGCCCAAGUUCCGCCCCCAGUUCCCCGACUCCUGGAAUAUGACCGAUGAGCGCCGUAAACAACUUGCCGCUCGCCGUGAGGAACGCUACAACGCUGAGAAGCAACGUGAAGCUAUUGUGGAUGGCAACCAGAUUGUUGGGCAUGCUGUUCUUUCUCUUCCUGAAUUCAACCCCGCGCUUAAGGCCAAGGCUGAUGCAGAACGGGAACGAGUUGCUAUCAGCGUUGGGGGUCGUGCAAAGAAGCCGCUUCGUCGGUGA